Messenger RNA from Pungitius pungitius (ninespine stickleback), 1697 nucleotides. RefSeq names its product microfibril associated protein 1 (gene mfap1). The coding region runs from base 123 to 1454 and encodes 443 amino acids. Gene Ontology annotation, molecular function: RNA binding. Gene Ontology annotation, cellular component: U2-type spliceosomal complex. Gene Ontology annotation, biological process: mRNA splicing, via spliceosome. The record is from RefSeq and is a predicted model, not a curated record. The transcript has 8 exons. Lineage: Eukaryota; Metazoa; Chordata; Actinopteri; Perciformes; Gasterosteidae.
GCCGGCUCGUCGGUGGGUUCGCCAAACUUCCGGUUGACUGAGAGCAGCGACGAGCUCAUUUUGUGCCAUUGAAUACAUUCUAUUUGAGCGUUAAUUCGGUGGAUACCGUCUCCCAGGCAGCCAUGUCGAGUCGCGAGGCCCUCAACAUGAAGCUUCCCCCGAUCCAGUCCACGGCCGGAGCCGUGCCGGUCCGGAACGAGAAAGGUGAGCUCUCCAUGGAGAAGGUGAAGGUGAAGAGGUACGUGUCGGGCAAACGCCCCGACUACGCGCCGAUGGAGUCGUCCGACGAGGAGGACGAGGACUUCCAGUUUGUGAAGAAGGGAAAGGAGGAGGAGGCAGAGGUGAAGCAGGAGGAAGAGGACGUCUCCGACCCGCGCCUCAAGCGUCUGCUCAACCGCGUCUCCGAGGACGUGGAGGAGAGGCUGGCGAGACACAGACAGAUCGCGGAGCCCGAAGUCGUUGCCGAGAGCAGCGAGGACUCUGAUGAAGGCACGUGGCACCCGGAGCACCCAGAGGAGAGUAGUGAGGAGGAGGAGGAAGAGGAAGAGGAGGAAGUGGACGACGAGGAAAUCGAGAGGAGGCGAUCGAUGAUGCGCCAGCGAGCCACCGAGCGGAAGAACGAGGAGAUGGAGGUCAUGGAGGUGGAGGAGGAGGGGAAGUCGGGGGCGGAGUCCGAGUCCGAGUCGGAAUAUGAGGAGUACACCGACAGCGAGGAUGAAGCGGAGCCUCGGCUCAAACCGGUCUUCAUCCGCAAGAAGGACCGAGUCACGGUGGCGGAGCGCGAGGCGGAGGAGCUGAAGCAGCGGGAGCUGGAGGCCGAGGCCAAGAAGCAGGUGGAGGAGCGCCGGCGCUACACCCUCAAGAUCGUGGAGGAGGAGGCCAAGAAGGAGUUUGAGGAGAACCGGCGCACGCUGGCCGCUCUGGACGCGUUGGACACGGACGGCGAGAACGAGGAGGAGGAGUACGAAGGCUGGAAGGUCAGGGAGCUGAAACGCAUCAAGAGGGACCGAGAGGUCCGAGAAGUCAUGGAGAAGGAGAAGGCGGAGAUCGAGAGGUUCCACAACCUGACGGAGGAGGAGCGCCGCGCCGAGCUCCGCAACAGCGGCAAGCAAGUCACCAACAAAGCCAGCAAGGGCAAAUACAAGUUCCUCCAGAAGUACUACCACAGAGGAGCCUUCUUCAUGGAUGAGGAGGAGAACGUGUACAAGAGAGACUUCAGCGCGCCGACUCUGGAGGACCAUUUCAACAAAACCAUCCUCCCCAAAGUCAUGCAGGUGAAGAACUUUGGCCGCUCCGGGCGCACCAAGUACACCCACCUGGUGGACCAGGACACCACCUCCUUCGACUCGGCCUGGGCCCAGGAGAGCGCCCAGAACAGCAAGUUCUUCAAGCAGAAGGCGGCGGGCGUGAGGGACGUGUUCGACCGGCCCACCGUGAAGAAGAGGAAGACCUGAGGACCGAGGGGAGGGGGGGCGCGACUCCCCAGAGACUGUUUCUCGCUGCUGGAUCAAAGCAGCCAACGGACCCGUUCCAACCCAAAAAACCUACUUGAGGCAGAAUGACUGAAACCAAACGGAUUAAACGUCCUGCUGACUUUUAUUUUUCAAGCACCGGGUUGUCAUCCUGUAAAAAGCAGCUGCAACGCUCGCCUGUAUUUCAUUUUCUUUCAUUUGUGUUGAAUAAAACUUGUAUUUCCA